UCCUCCGCGGCUCGCCGAUCCGUCGGGCGUCCACGCUUCCUCCUCCUCCUCGGGGCUGACCGAGUUAGCCUACGCCCUGCUCGCCGUGAACCGGCCCUUCCCCCAGGAUUCCCUCCGCGGUGCCCCCGCGGGAUUCUUCAGGAACCCGCGUGUUUGGUCGGCGUUUCGAGCUGCGUUUCGGUUUUUAAGGUUAACUUGAAGACGAACAUAAAGGGCGCCGCGAGUUUCGGAGGCUACAGGCUUCGCGGCGUCUCAGUGCGCAGACGGCGCAGUCGCUGUCGGCCGUCGCCCUCGGAACCACAGCAGAGCGGGAGGACGUGGCACCGCUGGGUUGCAGGAGGACGGACGGGUUCCGUGUUAUUUCCUCUGCAGGAAAACGUUCAUUGGCGUCGCCACGUAAUCGCGAUAAGAGCCUUGGAUGCCCUUCGACUUUUGAGGGGAAAACAAACUUGGGAGGGCGUUGAAUUUACUUUACACAGGAGCCACACGGUCAGAAUGCGCUGUGCGGCUCACUUUAGAGCUGGGCUUUCCAGUUAUGACACAUUGAGAUGAUUCUGUGGUGAAAAAUGAUCUGAGAGCUGUAGGACUUCAUAAACCAUCCAUCAGACUGAGAGAAGAUACAGGGCACUGUCUUACAGCACGACCCCUGGCUGCGAGGGAGCUGCUGUCAAUGAAAGCUCUCUUCAACUAUGAUGACCGAUCAGCACCUCCCACUUCUGGAGGCCACGCCCAUGCUGGCUGAGGUGCCCCUCCUCCCUCACGUGAUCAGUGGAGAUGGCAUGCAGCAGAUGAUCUUGGUGCAGGUGAAUCCGGGAGAAACGUUCACUAUCCGCACGGAAGACGGACACUUUCAGUGCAUUACAGGUCCAGCGCAGGUGCCCAUGGUCUCCCCCAACGGCACCAUGCCUCCCAUUUUUGUUCCUCCUGGUUACGUUUCUCAGGUGGUGGAGGAAAAUGGCAUGCGGAAAGUGCUGGUUUUGCCCCAUGCUAUGGAGUUCCACCCAUCUCUACCGCCUGUCCCGCCUCAUCUCCCCCUCUACGCUUCGCCGCACCCAGCCAUGCUACACCACCCACACGUCUUUCCCACUGAGCUCCCUCACUACGUCCACCAGCUGCCUGCCUUGCCGGUCUAUUCGGAGCAGGACAUGAUGUGUCACAGCAUGUCGGUGCCAAUCCACGAGGAACGCUCAGUGAAAAUGCAGGAGCAGCUGCAGCGAAGACUGAAGAGCGGGCAUCUGGGCACCGCUAAUGGUGUGCCGUUCUCUUACAACUCCCCUGGACCUUUUAUUAAAGGGGGUCAGGCUGCCAUGCACAACGGUAACAGCAAGGGCCGGACAGGCUUAGCUGCCUCUCCCACACCCCCCCGACUCAAACACUCUGGCCGGACCAGAGGCUCUCCUACAUCCAGCUUCGACGUGAAAGACCCAGAGGAAGAAGUGAGACGGGUGCAGGAGCUGCUGUCUGCCGUAUGCAAACCCGCUGUGGGCAGUCUCACGUCCCACUCGGCUGUUCUGUCCUGGCGUCCGCCGCUCCCUUUACCGUCGGAGGUGGACACACACUCAAACACACGCGCACACACUGCCCUGCUGCUCAGCUACGAGCUGGCCUUGUCCCAGAGUGGCACAGAGGGAGAUUUCAAACUUGUGUACCAAGGGAAAGACACUACAUGCACGGUGGGAGAUCUGAGACCAGCUGCGCACUAUUACGCCAGGGUUUGUGUGGCGUGUAGCUCGGUGAAGGGAGCUCCCUCUGAGACCGUAGCCUUCACUACUCUGUGCGGUACCCCAGAUGCUCCUGCAGCCCCCCGACUCAUCCAGCGCACGAAGAGCUCCAUCAGCCUUCAGUGGACGUCACCCAAUGACAAUGGCUCCAAAAUCACUGGAUUUUACUUGGAAUACCAUGAGCAGGGAAAACAAAGUGCAUUUAAAGAGGUUUACAGUGGCCUUGCCAAGCAGUACAAAGUCAUGCGACUCAUGCCUUCAACAAAAUAUGCCUUCAGACUUGCUGCUAAAAACGAUGUGGGAAUGAGUGCCUUCAGUGCUGUUCUGAGCUGCUGCACAGCCAGCUGUUCUGCCUCUCCUCCUGCACCACCAUCUCCCCCUCGGCUGACGGAGGCUGGAGUCACAUGGCUGAGUCUGGAGUGGGGCGCCCCCUGUGGGUCAGCCAGCCGGGAUACACCCACAUACAUUCUGGAGAUGGAGGACAAGGAAUCGGACUGUGGCUUUCAGCUGAAGCAUAGAGGAGAGGAGCAGUCAUGUACAGUGAAGGAGCUCAGAAGAUUCACGUCCUACCAAUUCAGGGUGUUGGUGGCUGGCUCAGAGGGCACCAGUCAGCCCAGUUCAGCAGUGGAGUACAGGACCCAACCAGCCCAACCUGGUAGUCCAGGCAAACCAUCACUGCGCUGUCCUGCAGAGCCGCACAGCCUGCAUGUUAUCUGGGAGGCACCAGAGGAUGAUGGGGGCUCACCAGUCACUCAAUAUGUGCUGGAGCUCAGUCACAGUGGAGAUGAGUGGGAAGCUGUGUACAGCGGGUCUCUCAGGCAGCAUGUGUGUGAGGGCUUGCAGGAAGGGACGUGGUACAAGCUCCGAGUGCACUGCCAGAGUUCGGGAGGGCAGAGUCAGGUGUCAGAGAUCUUCUCUGUUGAGACGCCACCUCUGCCUCCUGGGCCGUGCCAAGCGUUGCGCACCGCAGGUGCAGCCGCAACCUCAGAGAUUCCACUCUGUUGGGACCCUCCAGUGUGUGAUGGUGGGGCACCAGUGUCCCAGUACUGCGUGGAAAUGACCCAGUCAGCAGAGGAGUAUCAACAGCAAGUGUUCUGUGGCUCUGAUCGCUGCUGUACUGUCAGCCAGCUGCUACCUGGAAGAACCUACCUCUUCUGGGUGAAGGCCUGCAAUCCAGCAGGGUGGGGUCCUUUGUCAGAAAUGUGCCAGGCCUCCACAGCCCCAGGACCUCCAGAGCAGUGCAGCGCCCCACAGCUUAUACUGAACACGUCUACUAGCGGACUGGCUACUUGGCAGACCCCAGAGGGCAAUGGGGCAGAGGUGUGUGCAUUCAGGAUGGAGUGGGGGCUACAGGAAGGCGCUCUGGAGUUGCUGUAUUCUGGCCCCUUAACUCAGUAUGAAGUGAGUGACUUGCAGCCAGCCACAGAAUAUCGCUGCAGGGUGCAGGCAGUCAGUGCUGUUGGGGCGGGCCUCUUCAGCGAUGUUGCCACGGUAACCACACCAGCCUCAGUCCCAGCAGCUGUGGAGCAUGUUGAGGAGAUGAGGGAGGGUCCUUUGGGUGACGUCAUGGCUCACAGCCCGGCUACCACUCUGGCCUUGCGGUGGAAGGAGCCUAAUUGCCACGGAGCAGAAAUUUCUAGCUAUAACAUAGACAUUGGAGAGGAGCUCCCUCUAUCUACAGGGAGGACCAGCUACCACAUACUGGAAAAUCUGCAACCAGACACCACAUACAGGAUACGGGUGCAGGCGGUGAAUAGCAUGGGUGCUGGUCCUUUUAGUUCAGUGCUGAAGCUCAGGACACGAGCGUUGCCUCCAGAGCCCCCAGUGCUAGAAUGUGCGGUGGCAGGUCCUCAGAGCUUGAAGCUGAAAUGGGGAGAGGGUCUCAUCAGGCCACAGACCAGCCGAGGCACGCACUACUGUUUGCACAUGCAGCUUGGCGUUGACAGGUCGAUUUGUAUCUACAGUGGUCCGAGCCAUACGUUCAAAGUACAGCGAUUGUGUGAGGCCACAGAUUACCAGUUCAGCAUUCAAGCUCACAGUGAGGCAGGAAUGGGCCCCCUCUCCCCUUCCUAUACCUUCAGCACCACCCGCUCCCCCCCACCACAGCUCAAAGCCCCAAAGGUGGAACUCAUUGAGCGGAAUAAGUAUGCAGUCACAUGGGAGGCCCAUCAGCCAAUGAAAGGAGACCUGAUUGUGUACAAACUGCAGAUGCUGAGGGGGCGUGAAGUGGAACAGCUAUACAAGGGCCCAGUGACCUCCUACACAUGGCACAACACAUCGGCCGGUGUCGCAUGUCGGCUACGAGUCUACGCUGGACGCCGGAGCCAGGAUGGCAGCGAGCUGUGGGGUCAGUGCAGCCUCAGCACAGGCCUGCCUGCGACUGAGCCGCCGAGGGAACACAGGAUCUCCAGCUGUCAUGAGCCUCAGCCCAGGAGAAGCUGGCCUCUAACCGACGAGCCCUUUGCCACCGUCUUGCUCCUCGGCUUCGUCGUACUGGCCGUCCUCUUUGCGGUGCUCAUCCAGUACUUCGUCAUUGAGAGAGAGUGAAGGAAGCGGGAGGGGAAGGAGGGAGCGGUGUUAGAGCAGAGCAGGCCUCGUAGCACAUUAGCCUCUUUUUCACUGUGGUUCUGAGCACAGAGAGUGACCCUUCCAGUGGCAUUUCCACAAGGACACGGUUUGGCACAGAAUGCUCACUGUGCCUGUUACGGCUUGCUACCCGUGCUCGUUUCAGCAGAACUGUAAGCGUAAUGACAUAUUUAUUCAUUGAUUGGUUUUUCUUGUAAGUCACACGUGUGACGGCUCAUCAAAACCAAAAAUGGUCAGUAAGAGCUCAGUGUAAUUCCACGUCCUCCAAACUGAACGAGGAGCCCUGGUCCACUGUCGUCACCAUCGUUUUUCUUCCUAGUCUAACACGGUUCGGUGUUUUGGCUCCAUUUCACUCUACAAUGGGAAAGAGGCUACGCUCGCGUGGACUAGCACAGAUACGUAACCCAUUCGCAACAAACACUGAGCUUAGUUUUGUUAUGAUUUCUACUAGUAUUGCAUGGAAGAAAGAUCAUUUAUAUUUGAUGCCAGUCAGUACUUUUCCAACACAUUUUCUGUCAUGACCAACAUAAACUGUGACAAAUGGGACAAAACGAUUGCUGCCUUAUGUUCCUGUAGAGGGUUACUGUAUAUGGUGGUGGCCAAAUUAUAUAUUCCUAUGGAUUUAGAUCAUUUGUUAUGAAUUGCGUCUAGACAAGGCCAAGCUCAGUACUUUGAUGACCUUGGCUGGUAUUUGGUACACAGUAGUUUGUUUUUUGUUUUUUUUUGGCCUCCUUCAUCAUUUGGCCAUCAUGGGAUACAGCCAGGACAUUCCUGAGGAUGCUGUACUGGGUUUUUGUUCCUUGAUGGAAAGUAAGUCUUGGGGACUGAGUACUCACUGCCUCACACAGAGAUGAGCUUGUUGCUUAUCUCUCAGGCAGUUUUCCUGUUUUUAUCACAAUUCAAAAGGGAGACAGUGCCAAAGUUUUCAUAGAUAUAGUAAAAAGCGCCCUCAUACAGGACUAAAGCUCAGCGUUCUCUCAUCGACAGAUAAGAAAUAUUUUCACAUUUUUAUGACCGCUCUGUAACAUCAUAAUCGCAACGUGAGUAAUAUUCCAUUUAUCUGAGACAUUGGGAGAGCUAGAUGUUUAUGUUCUGCUAUCACCAGUGUGUGCUUACACAGUAGAGUAUACAUACAUUCUAGCUAUGUUCAUGUACAUACAGAUAUGGCAGUACUGGGUAGAUAGCCUGUAUGGAUAUGCAUUUGUUAUAAAUGUCUCUCUAUUUAGCUCAAACUGAGCAUAGUAGUCCCUUUGCAGUCUUAGAGAAGCUUUUGAUCGAGAGUUUUAUUUUACUAUGUGCUUUAACACUUUAUAUUCGUAGUGAAUUCUCUGUCGUCUCACAUUUCACCCAACACUACUGAUUUGGUAGCACACGCCUCCUCCAUUACCAGCAAAACCUGCCGCUCUUUAUAACGACUCGCAGCCCGGAAUUGUCGAGAAACUCCUUGUGCUCAGAUAAAAGCUCGGCCAUGCCGCCAUGCCGACCGGGUGGGGAGAUCUGUUCCUGGAUUCCUCCUCCGUUUAGUGAUUUCCCUGUUCAAACCACCUCUUUCAUCUUAUCAGUUAAUUGUCAGGUUUAGUUGAAGAGCAAUACGGAACUGUACUACCCCUCAGUUACCCACCCUGAUGUAGAUACUUAGCAAUGCAGCGGUGGAAAACCUUUGUGUUCUCAUGGACCCAUGGCCACGUACUGAGGUUGGCACAGUAGGGAUUCAGGUCUUUGGUAGCUUCAGUAAUUUGGUGAAAAAUUAAAUGUAUCCAACUUUCCUGUUACCCAAAAUUCAGGGUUGCCAAAUCUCAAAGUUUUGGCAUGAGACUCAUCAUUUAGUUUUUUUUUUUUUCUCCAUCUCUACGAAAUCUAAAGCCAACCUGCAUGCAUACUCAUACCAGCUGUUUUGUGUUCUAACAUCUGAUUGGCUCAUAUCGUAGCCCAUUAAGAAGAGAUGGGCUGAAUCCCUCGCAGCCCCACCUUUUUACAUCGUUAGUGUAGACAAAGUAGGCAUUCCUCGGAUCAGCUACCGACUCAAGUUCCUUCAGCAGGAUUUUAAAAUCUCACUCCAGUCUUUACACCAAAGUUGGCAACUCAGCCAAAAUGUACUAAAUUAGCCUGGACGUGUUCGGAGUCUGAAGUUUGCUUCUGUCGAUUUGCUUUGGAGCUCAAGUGCUUGCAGUAACUGUAACUGCAUGUCAGAGUGUCAGUCACCACAUCAGCAGGUCUAUAUGAGUUUACUAUAGAGCUCGCUGUGGCGUGAAGCCGGUGUGUCAGGUGUGUUUAGGCAUACAGUUUUAAUAAUGCUAAGUGGUAAAGUACAAGCCUCCAUUGCUUGUUACCUACAUUUGCGUCGGAGCUCCAGAACAAAACUGAAAAAGCAAACUUUGCUCAUGUCUUUGCUGAUCGACUACAAUCAGGGUAAAGGAGAAGCUGUCAUUUCUGCUGAACUAUUGCUUUAAACCGUUUUUAACAUUGCACUAAAAGAGUAGUCAGUUUUAUCUGAGCAUCAUGUGGUUUACAUUACCAUCACUUCCAGUCAGAUUAUAGAUCGUGACCAUAUUAGUAGUUUAGCUGAUCUGAGCUUUUGGGCCCUGUUUGUGUAGCUGAGGCGGCACCGUCGACCUGAAAUGGCAAAUACAAGGAAUAGUUUAGUGAUUUCACAUCCUCCCCUUUAAAGAGUAACUAUCCGUUGUACUCCGACAUUAUUAGUAGUGGUUUUGUUAAACAUCCAGAAGGUAGUAAAUCGAGCUGGACAUAAUAGAACCAGAGUGAAGUGCCUCUAUCUGACCGGGGUCGUGUAUCAAAUCCGUCACAGUGCUGAGUUAGAAUCAUUGCCUUUUAAAUCUGAAUGAGUGAAAUUAAACAUACCAUGUAGAGUUGAUCGUAGAUCUGCUGGGACUGAUGCGCAUGUGCUCAGGCCUUUCUAGCUUGUUUCUGACCGGUUAUAGUUGUUGACAUCCUUAUAGAUCUGCUUGCGUCUGUUCUGGGUUACGGAGAAAAGCUGCUGUCUUUUUCUACUUUAUAGUGUAAACUCUUUGCUCUUCAUACCUCUUCAUGGUGCAAAAGCCGUUCUAGACUGGCUCAUCUUCAUGAUCAGGCUGAAUGCUGCCAGUCCGAGCCUGGCCAACGUGUGUGUUUGUUUCUUGGUCAUUGCUUUUUCUUCAGCUUGUCACUGACCUUCGGGACGGUCAUCAGGCUCUGCUUUGGGGACUUUCAUAUUUACAUGUAAGCUUUUUAUUGGAUCCAAUAACUGCAGAUCUCUCUUUCAGUGUAUCUGACAUAUUGAAUGUCUUAUAUUUUGUACCUAAUAGACGUCUAGUUCACUCCGAAUGCUUUCUACACCUGCUGGUCUAGAACACCUUUAUUAUGCCAAGAAAAAAUACUAAAACUAGCAAAUAAGAGGCAGCAUAAUAUCUCAAACAAUCAGAGCUUGUCCAUGGUGAGCUAACAGUACAGUAUGUGUUUGUAUUGAAGGAGCAUAUCAUGCAAAAUUCAUAUUUUCAUGUGAUUCCUGACCAUGAAGUUGUAAUUCCUGACCGUGCCAAAGUCAGAGAGCACCCUUCGCUUAGCUCUACUUGCAGUCGCUUCGCCCACCGAGUACCAGGGAUACACUUUGUCAGGAGAUAUUUCUGAGGAGAUUAGAUGUAAAAUAAUCCAGUUGUAUAAAUGUGGGGAAAGUUAAAGAAAAGGGAGGAAAAAAACUGGAGUUUCCUGAACUGGGAUUUAAAAGCUGAUUGAAAGAAAAAUAGGACACCUAACAAGUACAUCAGAGCUGGUCGACCCCAAAACUGCCCCCGUCAGAUAAACAGCACUGAAAGCUUUGAUCUCUGAGAGAGAGGAGAAGAUCAAGCUGCUUCAGAUCUGAAAACAUCCACAGGUGUUUCUGUCCAUCCUUCCACUGUGAGAAGACCACUCAGCACUGUGGGUCUGAAAACAGUGGUCACUGUCAAAGAAAGGGAAAAGGAAACAGACAAAAACUAAGACAAUUUGCACAUUAAACAAAGAAUCUGCUGAUGUUCUUAAAACAAUGGACUGUCCACCCCAGAGUCCAGACUUUAGCAUCACUCGGACAUCACUGUUUGGGAUCAUCUGAAAAGCAGAACUUCGGAAAUGUGAAAAAUAUCCCAGCAGACCUUUUUGAAGAACUGAGUCUCCAAAAAAGCAUUGAAGCUGUAAUAAAGCCAAAGUGAAGACACGAAAUACCGAAAUCUCUGAUAUUCUGUGUAGCUGUUGAGGCUCCUGCGUAAUUUUCUGUUGAAUAGGUUUCCUUUUUUCCUGAUGCUGAAUAAGGAAUGCCUUGUACUUAAAGACAUGAUUGGAAAUUAAAGAAAUGAAGCCUUUGGCAAAGCACUGUAGUUUCAGGAAACUGUCCCCUCACCCUUACCAAACAUAGCUAGAACCCUUUUGACGUCUAGUUGAUGGCAACAGUAGAACAUAUUUAGGAUCUACAGCGUAACAGGAAAUAGCCUAGACUUUUAUUUUAAACAGCCCGGAUUUGUCAGAAUCUUUGCAAUUGAACCGCGUUGAGUUUGUAAAAUACAGGGAAGUCAUUCAGUGACCAGGAAACACACAUGGACUUCAGAACCAAAGACAUUCAGGACAUGUAGAUCACUCAUUUUAAGGCCGUCCUCCAGGUGGACUAUAUGACUGAUGCGUAACUGACCUAACGGUCAUUUUGAAUUGGUUUCUGCCGGUGAACGUUCCCAGACCGUCAGUAGGACACAAGCAGAAGAGCUGAUUGUUAGACUGUUAAGACUCCGUGAGCUCAUUUCCGUGAUCCAAACAGCCCCUGACUGAACCUUCCCAACUGUCUUCCAGGUCAAAGGACAUACGAAACUCCCAGCUCCGGUCCUGAUCCACAGUUCUGUACUUUCUCUGAGUCCGGCUUUGUGAGCUGAAUCAGGUGUUGGAGCUGGAAAAACACAAAACUGCAAAAUAAGGCUCAGGACUGGAGCUGGUAGACCACCAGCAUGGAAUGCUCCUUUAAAAGAACUCAAUACUGCAGCGUUUUUCAGCUGAACUCUGUAUGAUGAACCUGUGAUAUACAGUCAAUUACCUGAAACGUCUCUCUAAAGCGGCCCACUUAGGUUUCCCCCCCGUAGAUGGUGCUGUAGCUCUAAGCCAGGGGGCGUCCGGCGUUUUUCAAAAGUUCUGCUGAGUCUUUUUUUUUUUUUUUUUGGGAGCUUUAAAUCUGGGCGUAAACUCCCGAGGUUCUGCUCUCAUGUCAUGUUUCCCGGAAAUGUAACCAAAGCCAGUGGAAAGACUGUUACCAGGCACCGAGGUUACUGUGCUCACACUGACUUCCUGUCGUCUCGGUCAGUUUAAACUUGCUGUCAGUUCAGAACGAAGACGGUCACCAAGCAUUUAAAGCCAUAAAGAGGAGACUCAGACCGUCGCGUCUCUCUGUGGCUCGCUGCUAAAAUAAGUCACACUAAAACGAAUUGUAAUGAACGCAUUAUGAUUUUUAAUUUAGCUCCCUAAACUAACUGCCUAGCUAGCGUCGCGUUGUGUUAUCGUCUUAUAGAAACUAGGAAAUAGAUUGGCAACAUGGACAAAAGCAUUCAAUAGCCUUUACUGUAUGCCUGCCUGUACAUGUAAUCAUCUGAUGUCAAUCUGUUUUAGAGGCUCUAGGUUACCUGUCAUGCCAGUAUUUUUAGACCACACUUUUUGAUACUGAACAUUUUAUUUUGAAAUACAAAAAUAUUAUACAUUCCAAAAAUUAUUUAUCUGCAUCAACGUUUUUCUUAUUUUUAAAACUCACAUUAAAAGACUGCCAUGUACUGUAUGUCAUAACUGACUUGUAACAAUCAUAGAUAAUAUAUUUAAUAUGGCAAAUAAAUUAUAGUCAUUAUA
Molecule: messenger RNA, 10151 nt
Organism: Pygocentrus nattereri (red-bellied piranha)
Lineage: Eukaryota; Metazoa; Chordata; Actinopteri; Characiformes; Serrasalmidae
Product: fibronectin type-III domain-containing protein 3A-like
Exons: 26
Coding region: 690-4268 (1192 amino acids)
Molecular function (GO): protein binding
Source: RefSeq, a predicted model, not a curated record